Nyctereutes procyonoides (raccoon dog) is the source of this 3271-nucleotide messenger RNA. RefSeq names its product nudix hydrolase 5 (gene NUDT5). Gene Ontology annotation, cellular component: nucleus. The record is from RefSeq and is a predicted model, not a curated record. Lineage: Eukaryota; Metazoa; Chordata; Mammalia; Carnivora; Canidae. Gene Ontology annotation, biological process: ribose phosphate metabolic process; nucleoside phosphate metabolic process. The coding region runs from base 193 to 852 and encodes 219 amino acids. Gene Ontology annotation, molecular function: ADP-ribose diphosphatase activity. The transcript has 10 exons.
GGGGCCGAGGGCGCUCCUCUCGCCACCGCGAGGUGCGGCUGUGCCUGAAGCGGCAGCAUCGGGUCUUCGGAGGCUGCUGCCUCGGGGUCGCGCUUUCUUCUUUCGUCCGGGUCCCCCGAGGAGUGCCCUGCGCUUCACGCCGCGCCUCGGGCGUGAACUUCGUGCUUGAAGACUAUAAAGACUACUUUGAAAAUGGAAAACCGAGAACCAGCGGAUCCUUCUCAAAAUACCAAACAGUCUAUUAUCUCAGAGGAGUUAAUUUCAGAAGGAAAAUGGGUCAAGCUUGAAAAAACAACAUACAUGGAUCCUACUGGUAAAAUAAGAACUUGGGAAACUGUGAAACGUACAACCAGGAAAGGACAGUCGGCUGAUGGUGUGGCAGUCAUCCCGGUGCUGCAGCGGACUCUUCAUUACGAGUGCAUCGUUCUGGUGAAGCAGUUCCGACCACCGAUGGGAGGCUAUUGCCUAGAAUUCCCCGCAGGUCUCAUCGAUGACAACGAGAGCCCAGAAGCAGCCGCUCUUCGGGAGCUUGAGGAAGAAACUGGCUAUAAAGGUGAUGUCGCAGAGUGCUCUCCAGCUGUGUGUAUGGAUCCAGGCUUGACAAACUGUACCACACACAUCGUGACAGUAACUAUUAACGGAGAUGAUGCUGAAAAUGUGAGACCUAAACCAAAGCCAGGAGACGGAGAAUUUGUCGAAGUAAUUUCCUUACCAAAGAAUGACCUGCUGAAGAGACUUGAUGCUCUGGUAGCUGAAGAACAUCUGACAGUGGACGCCAGGGUCUAUUCCUAUGCUCUGGCACUGAAGCAUGCAAACACGAAGCCAUUUGAAGUGCCUUUCCUGAAGUUUUAAGGCCAGAGGACAGUAGCCAUGUUUUUAUAAACAAGACCACCAGGCCUCCUUCACUAAGACUUUGUAUUCAGCUUAGCUUAAUGUAGAUUUGAAAUUAGGUUUUUUCAUUAAAUAAAAGCCAACGCAGAAUACAUGUGGUGAUAUGGAAUUGUGAUUACAGGUAGGCUGUAGUCUUCAUUUAAGUGCUAAAUUCUGGCAAAUAUUGAGAAAGAACAUAAAUGCAGAUACCCAGUUUUUAAUCCAGUUUCUUUCUUUUUUUUUUUAAAGCUCAGCUGUUACUUAUCUAAUCUAGUCCGACAGAUAGAGAAGUAUUUCUAGAGGAAAAAUGACCUGAAUUCCAAAUUGGGUCAGCUGCUCUCAGCCUCAGCUGAAACUUCAACUAGGAAUGCAAAUAACUGCUUAUUACUACAUUAAUGUUUAAACAAAGAUUUUUUUUUAAAGACCUAUGUAGGGAUUUUGCUGUUGUUCCUAAUUAUCUUCUAUAUGGAAUUAAUACACAUCCUUGCAUAGCAGAGUGUAAAGUCAACAUAGAACAACAUCUAUGAGAAGCAGAUGUUUACAUUUGGCCAACGUCCUCCUGCCCACCCACAUACUAAAGGUUAACAAACGCUUCAGCAAUGGAAAACAGUUCACUGUAACGAGGUUAAGAAGCCAAUGAAUAUACAGGGCCCUUCUCUCAAGCAGGUGUAUAUGCUUUAGAAUUUCAUUUCCUAUCCUUACCUGAGAAAGUACUUGAAGUUCCUAAUACCAGAUCCAUUUACAUGGCUGCGGGUGGGGGGCAUCACUGUCUUGGUUUUAAACCAUGAAUGUAGCCAGCAAGUUCCAGAAACCCAAUACAACCACCUUAGAGUGGAGGACAGGAGGGCACUGUUUCCACUUCCUGCCAUGCCUAAAGCCUGGUCAUCCGGAAGGUCUCCCAGUGUCCUGGGCCAUUUUCACAUCUUUUGGCUGAGCUCGGCCCAUGUUGACUUCUGUGGUCUCCAGCAGCUCCAGAACUAUCACCCUGCAGGUGAGCACCCAGCGGAAGUCUCAGGGUGAUGCUCCAUGGCCAGCCCAAAGUCCUUUGUCCAGCCCUGGCUUUAGGCUCUUCGAACCACGUAAAACCAGGAUGCUAAUGCCAAAAAUGCUGUACUACAGUUCAUUUGUCUACAGGGUCACUGUGUAUUCAGUGUGUAUCACUGUUUUCAUCUCUGUAUCCACAGGUGUUUUUGUGAGCAAAAAUACAACAUCUAUUAGACUUCCGAGACAAAGGGGGAAGCUGUGUUUGGAACUGGAGAACUGUCUAGAUCAGGUCUACUUUAAAUAUUGCAAAUAUUGGUAGCCAACCACUUGCUCUAAUAGUAGCCUUCCCCUGUGCCCCUAACCCUUUAAAAAAGAAAAAAAAAAUCCUGUUUUUAAUCAUGGGCAUCAUGAUUCUCCAGAGAUCUUACUCCUCCUCCCUGAGCUCUCCAAAGACCGACUUCUCUAAUCUCCCUUGUUACUGCCCUCCUUCACAGUCGAGACACGGAAGGCGGUGGGAAAUAUACAGACUCAGGCACAGUCUCCAGACUAGCUCUUCCAAAGCCGCUCCGCACAGGAGUUGAGGAACUGACUCUUAAAUGUUGGUGCAGGGGAGGUCUUCAUAACCCCUACCUGUCCUUUCUGCCCAUUUCUCCCCCUAAGAGUGCAAGUUAGAAGUGACCGCUCAAUUGUAGAACGGACCCCCAAAGCCACUUAUAUUAACCUUUCAACAUCAAAGGCUGUACUUGGGCAGUUUGAGAGCUGGCAGUUUGGAGGUUUCCCUGGGCUGGCCCUGUUAACUUAUCAGCAUUUAAAAGUUGAAAGGUUUCCUAUAAGAAACUUUGUUUCUACCUUCUCUUGGGGGAAAAAAAAUGUAUGCAUCUAUCCUAAUGCCACUGGAUCCAUGUGUCUAUGGUAACAGUGGCCCGAAGCCCUGCGAUGUCCUGCUGGUGACCACUGUCCUGUCCUGCUGGCCGCUACCGCAUCUGCCCACCUGUCGUCAUCGUUGGGUUGUGAUCCUGACCUGAGUAAGAUCUACUUCCUGCGCUAAGAAAGGAAACACUGGAAACCUUUACUUCUGAAAAGGAACUUCAAAGAUUAAGUUUGGUUUCUGUGGACACUGGGCACAAACUUUCUGCUGUUUCAGACGGAGGCUGGAUGUUAUCUGAGACAGUUUUCCUGUUCUUUUCAGUGUCCAUUGCAUAACUGAGCAGCUUUUAAGUUGGUCCCUGUUCCUGAGCAAUUUCAGGAUCAAACCCAAAACUGUAAUUCCAUUGGACCUGUGACCACAGACCUCUCAGGAUGGGUUUUGUAUGAUUAGAUGAACCUAUAAUCUUAGAAAUCAUUUAGUAUCCGAUUUUAUUUUUCCAACACAAACUGAAACAAUUUUAUUAAAUAAAAGUUUAUUUUCUACUAUUGA